AUGACGGAGGAUCAUGAAAGCACAGGUGGAAUGGAAGCGGGGACCGGCCCGGCCCCUCCCCUCCGCCCCCCCCCCCCCGUCCCCCCGCCCGCCGGUGCCGGCCGUGGCUGCGGCUCACCUGGUGGGCGGAGGAACGAGGCCUCCGACCUGCUCCGGGCCGCUCCGGCUGCGGGCUCCUCCGGCUCCUCCGGCGGCCGGGGGAAGGGGCGGGGCCCACGGGGCCCGGGGACCCGCCCCCGAGGCCCGCCCAUUGGCCCGGGACACGCCCUAGCCCCGCCCCCGGGCCCGCCCAUUGGCCCCGGACCCCCGACGCCCCGCCCCCAGGCUCCAGGAGCCCCGCCCACUGGCCCCGCCCUCCGAGGCCCCGCCCCAGGUUCCAGGAACCCCGCCCAUUGGCUCCGGCUCUCCCCGAAGCCCCGCCCCCAGAUUCCAAGAGCCCCGCUCAUUGGCCCCGGCUAUGACCUAAGCCCCGCCCAUUGGCCCCGGGCCCCCCGACGCCCCGCCCCCAGACUCCAGGAGCCCCGCCCGUCGGCCCCGCCCCCCGAGGCCCCGCCCCAGGAUCCAGGAGCCCCGCCCUCUGGCCCCGGCUCCCCCCCCCGAAGCCCCGCCCCCAGAUUCCAAGAGCCCCGCUCAUUGGCUCCAGGAGCCCCGCCCACUGGCCCCGCCCUCCGAGGCCCCGCCCCAGGUUCCAGGAACCCCGCCCAUUGGCUCCGGCUCUCCCCGAAGCCCCGCCCCCAGAUUCCAAGAGCCCCGCUCAUCGGCCCCGGCUAUGACCUAAGCCCCGCCCAUUGGCCCCAGCCCCCCCGACAUCCCGCCCCCAGGCUCCAGGAGCCCCGCCCGUCGGCCCCGCCCUCCGUAGGCCCCGCCCCAGGUUCCAGGAGCCCCGCCCACUGGCCCCGGCUCCCCCCCGAAGCCCCGCCCCCAGAUUCCAAGAGCCCCGCUCAUUGGCCCCGCCCCCAGGCUCCAGGAGCCCCGCCCACUGGCCCCGCCCUCCGAGGCCCCGCCCCAGGUUCCAGGAACCCCGCCCAUUGGCUCCGGCUCUCCCCGAAGCCCCGCCCCCAGAUUCCAAGAGCCCCGCUCAUCGGCCCCGGCUAUGACCUAAGCCCCGCCCAUUGGCCCCAGCCCCCCCGACAUCCCGCCCCCAGGCUCCAGGAGCCCCGCCCAUCGUCCCAGCCCUCCGCCCCGCCCCAGGAUCCAGGAGCCCCGCCCAUCGGCCCCGGCUCCUCCCGAAGCCCCGCCCUAGGUAUCAGGAGCCCCGCCCAUUGGCCCCGGUUCCCCCCCGAACCCCGCCCCCAGAUUCCAAGAGCCCCGCUCAUUGGCCCCGGCUAUGACCUAAGCCCCGCCCAUUGGCCCCAGCCCCCCCGACAUCCCGCCCCCAGGCUCCAGGAGCCCCGCCCAUCGUCCCAGCCCUCCGUAGGCCCCGCCCCAGGAUCCAGGAGCCCCGCCCAUUGGCCCCGGCUCCCCCCUAAGCCCCGCCCCCAGAUUCCAAGAGCCACGCUCAUUGGCCCCGGCUAUGACCUAAGCCCCGUCCAUAGGCCCCGCCCUCCGAGGCCCCGCCCCCAGGUUCCAGGUGCCCCGCCCACUAGCCCCGGGUCCCCUCGAAGCCCCGCCCCCAGAUUCCAGGAGCCACGCUCAUUGACCCCGGCUAUGACCUUAGCCCCGCCCAUCGGUCCCGCCCUCCGUAGGCCCCGCCCCAGGUUCCAGGAGCCCCGCCCAUUGGCCCCGGUUCCCCCGAAGCCCCGCCCCCAGAUUCCAAGAGCCCAGCUCAUUGGCCCCGGCUAUGACCUAAGCCCCGCCCAUUGUCCCCGGCCCCCCGACGCCCCGCCCCCAGGAUCCAGGAGCCCCGCCCAUUGGCCCCGCCCCAAGCCCCGCCCCCAGGAUUCAGGUGUCCCGCCCAUUGGCCCCGGCUAUUACCUAAGCCCCGCCCACUGUCCCCGGCCCCCGAAGCCCCGCCCCCAGGCUCCAAGAGCCCCACCCAUUGGUCCCAGCCCCCCUCGUCGCCCCGCCCCCCAGGCUCCAGGAUCCCCGCCCAUUGGCCCCGCCCCCCGGCUCCAGGCCCCGCCCCCCGGCUCCAGGCGCCCCGCCCAUUGGCCCCGGCCCCGCCUGAAGGCCCGCCCCCAGGCACCAAAAGCCCCGCCCAUUGGCCCCGGGGCCGCCUACGCCCCGCCCCCAGGCUACAGGCCCCGCCCCCAGGCUCCAGGCACCCCGCCCAUUGGCCCCGGCCCCCCCGAGGCCCCGCCCCCAGGCUCCAGGCCCCGCCCUCUCCCGGCCGGCGCAGCCUCGGCCCCCUCCCUGUUCCUGCCCGGCCCGCCCCCCCCGUGGCUGGGAAUGGAACUGCCCGGCUGCGGCCUGGGGCCGGCCGGGCGGGUGGGGCAGUGUCGCCCCCUGGCGGACGGAGCCGCGCGGUGCCGGGAGGUGCGCAGUGUGCCGGCCCGGAGCCACAACCGCGAGAGCCACCGGCAAGUCGCUUGA
This is a messenger RNA of Tachyglossus aculeatus (Australian echidna), 2472 nucleotides long. RefSeq names its product basic proline-rich protein-like. The transcript is spliced from 8 exons. NCBI's taxonomy places the organism in Eukaryota, Metazoa, Chordata, Mammalia, Monotremata, Tachyglossidae. Bases 1 to 2472 code for a protein of 823 amino acids. The record is from RefSeq and is a predicted model, not a curated record.